Nymphalis io (European peacock) is the source of this 2172-nucleotide messenger RNA. It is a transcript of the gene ste14, whose product is annotated as protein-S-isoprenylcysteine O-methyltransferase. Gene Ontology annotation, cellular component: membrane; endoplasmic reticulum. NCBI's taxonomy places the organism in Eukaryota, Metazoa, Arthropoda, Insecta, Lepidoptera, Nymphalidae. The transcript has 5 exons. Gene Ontology annotation, biological process: C-terminal protein methylation. The coding region runs from base 117 to 1004 and encodes 295 amino acids. The record is from RefSeq and is a predicted model, not a curated record. Gene Ontology annotation, molecular function: protein C-terminal S-isoprenylcysteine carboxyl O-methyltransferase activity.
UCAAAUUUUAAAAAAUAACACUUAUUUUACUUACAUUAUUUGGUAAAGAUUAGUUACACGACCAAAAAUUUAGUUAAAAUAUUUUUAAUGAUAUUUAGAUAUUAUAGGAAACAUAAAUGGAUAUGAUUUUAAUGAGAAAUAUAUGCCCAGCUGCAAAACAUGCUCUGCUAUGUUUUUCGCUUUCCGGAUUAGUAUUUAUCGUUUCCUUUUUCUCAGCUGGUUAUCUUGGAUUUACAUCUGAGUUGUGGGCACUUACAUACUGGGGGCCGGCUUUAUAUUUCUGCCUUUUAAACUUCAUUCUACGAUAUUCUUUAAAAGGCUUCACAUACGAUGUUGCUGUCAGAUCUGCUUUUCUGGGAUCAGUUUUUGCAACAGGAUUUUACUUUGCUACAUUAGAUAAUAGCUGUCACAUAUUUGGACUUUAUGCAAUGGCAUUCUCCCUUUUUCACUUUUCGGAGUUCCUUUCUGUGGCCUUGACAAACCCUCGGACUUUGACGGUAGACUCUUUUAUUUUAAAUCACAGUGUACAAUACUGGGUGGCGGCUGUGUCCAGUUGGGUUGAGGCUGCUGUGGAAUACUACUUCUUUCCAAAUAUGAAAACUGCAUUUUGGAUAUCUCACAUUGGCGUUAUCAUGUGUAUUAUCGGAGAAGUCAUGAGGAAAAGUGCUAUGUUUACUGCUAAGACUAAUUUCAAUCAUCAUGUUCAAACAGUGAAGAAGGAUGACCACCAGCUAGUGACCCAUGGGGUGUACUCCCUCUGUCGACAUCCAAGUUAUGUGGGUUGGUUCUACUGGUCAAUUGGUACACAGAUAAUUCUACUCAAUCCCAUCUGUGUUGUUAUAUAUACACUGGUUUCCUGGACAUUCUUUAAUGAGAGAGUAUUCGCAGAAGAGAUGUUCCUCAUAUCAUUUUUCGGAAGCCAGUACUUGGAGUACCAGAAGAAAGUGGGCACUGGUCUUCCAUUUAUUAAAGGUUAUAUACCUGAUGUUGAUAGUAGCUGGUGAGGGAGGCCCAGGAUUAGGAAAAAAGAAAAGAGAUAAAUGAAGUUACUCCAACAGAAACUAUACAAUUUGUAUUGUACCAAUUGUUGUUAUUUAUGUAAUAUUAUUGUAUCAAUAACAAUCUAACAUUGAUGAAAUGUGGCUUAAUACAUAUUAACUAAGACUAUACUAGUCUUCUUCUAAUCUUGUUGUCAAAAUUCUAUCAUUUUGUCACAACAGAUGAUUGCUGUUGUUCACAUUACACAGUACUUUUCGAAUUACAAUAUGUUGCAUUAUUUUUUAUGUAUGAAAUGACGAAAUAAACUUAAAAACAUAUUUUACACAAUUAUGAUGGACAGAAGACAUUUUUCUAAUUCAAGUAGCCUUUUACAAAUAUUACAAGUUAUAUAUUUCGAUAAUUAUAUUAUAUGAUAAAAUUCUACUACGGAGAGUACAAGAAAAUCGGUAGUUACUUUGAAGAAAUUUUAUUACUGUUAAUUGAAAUUAAUAGUCUACGGAUAAAUCUAAGUUGAUUUAUCCGUAUAUAUACAAAGCUUAGGCUAUUUUUUUUAAACAUGGCAUUUAUCAAGAUUAAAAGAAUUACAUUUUACUAGGUUUUGUAAUUUUUUUUGGAAAUAAUAGUCGAGGAUUAACAAUUAUCCCGAAAAUGCUGCAUCUUACAAGAAGAAACUUUUUAUGACGUUCCACAUUUAGAUAUAAAUGCAUUUGUUUCUACAAUUUUUCGUAUUUAAAUAAUGCUAGUCACCAGAUUUAUGCAUUCAUUAGUACUACUAGAAUUACGUUUAAUGAUAGGUAAGUCGAAUAAAAUUAUAAGCACAAUCAGCUGUUCAAAGAAUUUUCAUUAAAUUAAUGUACAAGGUAUUUCUAUUUUUCUAGUAAAUUUUAAACGUUAAUUAACCUUACAUUAAGAGAGCAGAUUUGUAAUGAACUAAACUUAGUUAUGCCAAAAUUCAACGUACCAAAAUAAAAAAAAGUCUUAUAAUCUGGGUUUGUUUUUACAUACACAUUAUGUAUGUAAAAAAACUAAAUCAAACCCUUAUGAUAGUACAGUACGAUAUCUUUUAAUAAAUAUAUAUUAUUAAAUAUUUCGGAAAAUUCGUUAGCUAUAAGAUUUUUUAAAUGAUACAAAUGCAUGUAGAAUAUGUACAUAAGAUAUCAUCACUCAAGUAUG